Messenger RNA from Anopheles nili, 6139 nucleotides. It is a transcript of the gene rols, whose product is annotated as protein TANC2. Lineage: Eukaryota; Metazoa; Arthropoda; Insecta; Diptera; Culicidae. The transcript has 10 exons. The record is from RefSeq and is a predicted model, not a curated record. Bases 1 to 6036 code for a protein of 2011 amino acids. Gene Ontology annotation, molecular function: protein binding.
AUGGAUCAAUCGCAAGAAAAGUUGUUAAAUGAAUCGCUCCUCUCGGACACGUCGAUCGACGACCGCAUGAUGGAGGGCUUCGUGAGCAUCCCAGAAGACGACGAGGAAGAUCAGGACAAUGGUCGCGACACCGUAGACAACGCCUGCGGAGGCCUGAUGAACAUGUCGUACGUUCCUUCCAACCCGGAACACCCCGAAUAUGCGGCCAUCCUCAAGCCAGACCAACUGGUACCGGAUUUCGUCCUCGGACUGCCGCAUCACUGCUCAACGCCAAAGAAAAACGGUCGUCCCGUGUCGAUGUACGAACCGUGGACGCAGUCUGAAGCGUUUCGAUCGCUUCCGGCGGAAGUGCUUCGCAAGGCGACAAAACUCAUCGACAUCGACUUCGAAACGGAAGCGUCCGCCAUCGCUGCUGCUGCAUCACGGUCCUGCUGGGAAGCCGAAGAUGCGACCGAAUUCAUCACCACCCUGGACGAAUCCGCCAUCCUGGACAUCGAAUCGUACGAGGAUCUGAGCCACAUCUACAGCAAACCUUCCGUUGGUGUGAAUUAUAACAACAAUAUGGUCGAGAAUCACCACACCGCACGGAAGCUGAUCGUGGCCGCCGAUGUGCAUCAGCAUCAGCAGUCACAAUUCAACCCAUUGUCGCACGUGUUCGCAUAUCCUGCGUACGAUCGCGAUGCGGAGCACGAGAAGUACGAGGAGAUCGAGAUUUACGCUACUGUUAAGAAGAAACCACGUGAGAGAACGCCUCAGUCCGCGAUCGAUCGUACGAUCGCGGUAGACACGCAGGCGCUGUUGCUCGCGACGGGUGGUGGACCGGUGCAGAAGUUGCCCAAAAUUAUGACGGCUGCGUGUUACGGUGAGCUGAAUGGAUUUGGCGUCGGGACGGCCAUUUCCGGCGCCUGGAAUGAGCUGGGUGCGAUUGUGAAAAGCAACGAAAAUCUGCUCGACUCGACGAAGGGUGGCGUUCUGUCGAUGAACAGCUCGAUCGUCGACGAGCUGCCGUCGGGGAGCAGUUCGUUCUACGAACCGAACUCGAUGAAUUCUUCGUUCGAUUUUGCUCGUUACUCGACGAGCGAGAAAACGCGCGUGCGCUGGUGGGACGACCUCACCGAGGAAACGGAAGCGGAACUGCAGGACAUUGCAGAGAAAGAUUUGGCAGCGAUUCGUAAGAUACUGGAAAACGAAACCGGAGGCGCCCUCUGUCCGAGCUGUCAGAUGCCGUUCGAUAAGGGCAAGAAAAGGAAGCUGAUCGACGCCUGCGGCCACGAGCGGUGCUACUCGUGCAUGUUCCGGAACGAGGCCUGUCCGCACUGCCAGGCGCAAAAGGAACCGACCAACCAACCCGUGGCCCAUCGGACCACGUUGUUGCACCAGCGAGCGGAUAUGGACAGCGAUGUUCUUUCGUCGAACGGUGCCAUCUACCAGCCGUUCAACCGAAAGAUGCACGGAUAUGGCAGUAGUACCCACCUGAUGUCUCCGCUGGGAUCGCCGCAGCCGCAGAACCGAUCGCAGAUGCGAACGAAUGGACACUUUUCUUCGAUCUACCAGAGUCCCGCCGACGUGUUUGGACACUCGGAACACAACAAGCUAAAGGACCGGCCCCCGAAAUGUCCCCCGGGAAAAUCGGAAUCGCACUACGCGACCAUCACGACGACCACCAGCGGCCCCGGAACGACGCACGCCUUCGGUCUAAAGCCACUCCAGCAGCGUUCAGCUCUCAACAGCAGCAGCGAGAUGACGUCCAGCACCUGCGCGACUCCACCACAGAACCGCCGACGCCUGUUCAGCCCCAAGAAUCUCCGCAGCCCGUUCGGUUACCGGCGCAGCAACAAUGGCCCCGCGGAUAACUCCACUCUCUCGGGGUUGGCCUCACUACUCAACCCGGCCACUUUCCAUCGGGCGAAAACGGCGGCCGCAAGCAAGAUCAGCCGCUCGAUGGCACGAGCAGGACAGGCCACGUCCGGUCAGGCGGCUGGGGACACUCCCGUGGGCCUGCUUGGGGCCUCCCAUGGGCCACCGAGUGGGAUCAGCAAGCGCCAGCGGAACGCUAAUGAUGGCCAUAAAUUCCACCGACUCAGCCUCGGUUCGUCCGCGUCGAUGGUUUUCGGCAAAAUAAAAUCCCUCUGGUCGGCGCAGGCGACGACGGUCAACGCGGGAUUGAAUCAAUUAGCAGAUGAUGAAGGAGGCAACGUGAAGCCGCUGGUGAUGAACGGCAAGUCCAAGUCCUCGCAGGACGAGCUACAGGUGCGUUUGGGUCUCUUCCUCGAGACGAACUCGCGACGUGCCCCGAACCAAUCCUGCAGCUCGCUAACCUCAGCCAACACCAGCCCCGUGUCGACGUUGACCGGAUCAUCCGAGGCGGAUGUGUCACGUGUGCUGCAACUGCAAGAACCCAACCCCUACCAUACUGGAUGUGAGUCGAUCGGUUCGAUGAUGUCCAUCUCCGAGCAGAGCAACGCGUCCUCUAGCCCUGUCAGUCGGCGUCAUUCGGUUACCACGUCCCAAAGCGGCAGUCACGUGGACGAUUUGCUGGCGUUCAAAAACCGUCGUACGACCGUACGCCGAUCGGCCAGAUCCGCCCAAAUCAAGGGUCCAAUCGAUCCGAAAAUCCGUUUCGCACAAUACCGCCAGCAGCAGCAGCAGUACCAGCAGCACCAGCUCCAACAGCACCAGCUACAGCAGCUCACGUUGAAGCCGCUGUUCUUUGAAGUGCCCACGCACGAACCCAAUCCACUGUUCGUGGGCCGGCACUGGCUGGUACGUGAGUUGGCCACCGCAAUUCAAUCGACCGAUUCACCGGGUGUUUUGUUGAGCGGAAACCUCGGUACAGGCAAGACGGCCCUGCUGCUGCAGUUAGUCGAGUACUCGUGCUUUGGUCGGCGCAAGGAACAACCGAUUCAGGAGAGCGACGGCAUCUACUGCCAGGUGAAUGUGGCGCACGAUCGUCUGCGCAGUUUGGCCUCGCACGUGGUGGCGUACCACUUCUGCCAGGCGGACAAUAACGCCACCUGCUUGAUUCCGGAUUUCGUUCACUCGUUGGCGGCGCAACUCUGUCAGGCACCGCAGUUGGCCGCUUACCACGAGUUCCUACUUGGGGAGCACGCGCUACAGCACGCACUCAGCGUGAAGGAAUGCAUCGCGAAUCCGGAACGUGCGAUGGCGAUGGGUAUCCUGGAGCCGUUGGCAACGUUGCGGCGUACCGGCAAGAUCCCGGCAAAGAACUGCAUCAUCCUGGUCGACGCGUUGUGUGAAGCUGAAUACCAUCGGCCGGAUCAUGGCGAUACGAUCGCGGCCUUCCUGCAACGGAUGAGUGAGCAUUUCCCGUCCUGGCUGAAGGUGAUCGCGACCGUUCGCACGCAAAUGCUCGAGUUCUGCAAGAGCCUGCCGUACACGAAGAUCAGCCUUGAUAGCUGGGCGACGAACGAAUCACUGCAGAAGGACCUGCUGGAGUACAUCACAUUCCGCAUCAACCAGAGCCAGAGCAUCCAGCACAAUGUGGCCGGUGGGCGCGAGAUCACCAACACGAGCGCGCACUUCAAGUUUGCCCAACACCUGCUCGCGCUCGCAAAGGGCUCCUUUUUGUUCGUGAAGCUGACGCUUGACCUGAUCGAGCGCGGUAAUCUCGUGAUCAAGUCGAGCAGCUUCAAGGUGCUGCCGGUGUCACUGGCACAGAUCUUCCUGCUCAACUUCAACCUACGCUUCCCGACGGCCACCGCGUACGAGCGCAUCUCGAACAUCCUGGCCGUGUGUCUGGCCGCGCUCUAUCCGCUCACGCUGACCGAGAUUUUCUACUCACUGAAUGCGCUUAUCGCGAGCGAAACUGCAUCAGCGGCAACGGAUCUGGACUCCUCAUCCGGAGCCACAAACGAGCCAGCCGAGGGUAUGAUCGAUUGGGACGAGUUCCUGUGCCGCUUUAAGACGCUCACCGGGUUCCUGGUGCGGCGUCUCGACGACACGUACAUGUUCUUCCAUCCAUCCUUCAGGGAGUGGUUGAUCCGGCGCGAAGACGGCGAAAGUACCAAGUUCCUGUGUGACCUACGUAACGGGCAUGCCGGUAUUGCGUUACGGCUUUCGCGCCUUCAAGCGCCACUCGAACCGGAACAAGCACUCGAACUUGGCCACCAUAUCCUGAAGGCGCACUUGUACCGUAGCGCACCAGCCCAUCAGUCGCCGCGUGAUCUACAGGCGUUUUGGGUGGCUUCGGUCACGGGAUGUGUGUCAUCCGCGCUCACAACCCUGCGCAACGUGUACAGCCCGAAUGUGAAGGUGUCCCGGUUGCUCCUGUUGGCCGGUGCCUCACCUGACCAUGUGACGCCGUUCCUGGGUAACGCACCGAUCCUGUGCAUUGCCGCGCAUGAAGGCAUCCUGCCGAUGGUGAACCUGUUGCUUGAGUUUGGUGCCAGCGUUGAGCAAACCAACAGCCAGGGCUGCACACCGCUCGUCCUCGCGGCAGCUCGUGGUCACUGUGACGUGGUACGUCAGCUGGUUGCGGCUGGGUCUUUUCUUGGCCAAACGGACACAUCGCAGCGUUGUGCGCUGGUACACGCGGCCGUUGCCGGUCGGCUGCAGGUCGUCAAAUAUCUGGUCGCGUGUGAUUGGAUGCCACGUCCGGGUAGCACCACGGAUGUGACGCUCGAACAGGCCGCCCAGCAAGCGCUAACGGCAGCCGCUGGUCAGGGCAACUCGGACAUUGUGGAGGAUCUGCUGGACAUGGGUGAGGUGCAGGUGAACCGGUUGGAUGUGAUCACCGGUGAAACGGCACUCACGACCGCGUGUGCCCAGGGUCACACGGAAACGAUCGCGAUCCUGCUCAGCCGGGGUGCCUCGACGGAGGUGCGCAAUCGGAAGGAGAUGGCUCCGUUGCUGAUCGCCGUGAAGGAGGGCCAUUGGGCGAUCGUGGAGCGUUUGCUGCAACACCCGACGGAUUGCGAGCAAACGGAGGCGAACGGAAAGACUGCGCUGAUGAUCGCCGCGGAAGAGGGCCAUGUCGGUGUGAUCGAGCUGCUGCUCAGCCGAGGUGCAUCGCUGACGGCGCAGGAUAAGGAUGGGUUGACGGCGCUUAGCUGGGCGUGUUUGCGUGGCAAGCAGCAAGCGGCCAAAUGUCUGCUGGAACGUGGUGGCGACAAACAGCACGCGGAUGGCACCGGACGUACGCCGCUCGAUCUGGCCGCGUAUCAGGGUUCAGCCUCGCUCGUGCAGAUGCUGCUUGAUCAUGGUGCCCAGAUUGAGCACGUCGAUAUCAACGGAAUGCGGCCACUCGAUCGAGCCAUCGCCUGCCGGAACGUGCAGGUCGUGCAGGUGUUCCUGAAGCGUGGUGCCAAACUCGGUCCUGCAACCUGGGCCAUGGCAGCCGGAAAGCCGGAGAUAAUGUUGAUCCUGUUGAACAAACUGCUCGAGGACGGCAACACGCUGUACCGGAAGAACCGUCUGCAGGAGGCCUCCCACCGGUAUCAGUACGCGCUGAAGAAGAUUCCGACGGUGCCAACGGGCAGUGACGUGAACGGGAAUGGGUGUGGUGCGGCCACGAGCGACCCGCUCACCGGGGCGACCGUUGCGGAUAGCAACAACAACAACAGCAGCCCCAGCAACACGGCCACCUUCCAGCAGCUGCGGUUUAAUUUCCUGCUCAAUCUGUCCCGCUGCAAGCGAAAAAUGAACGAUGUAGCAGAAGCGAUCGAGCUCGCGCGGCAAGCGAUCGAAAUUAAACCGAAUGCGUACGACGGUUAUUACGCCCGGGCAAAGGCUCUGAUGGAGCAGGGCAGCUAUAGUGACGCGUUGAAGGACGCUUCGGCGGCGCUGGCCCGCGCCCAACCGACUACAGCCGAGAUUCGGGAGACGCUGACGCGCCUGCACGGUGAUCUGCAGAAGCGCCAGAUGCAGGUGAUCGCGGACACGGCCAAAUCGGCCAUUGCCAGCGUCGGUCUGUGCACGGUGGCUCAUCCCAUCGAGUCGACCGUUAGCACGCGCUCCAGCUCCGUCCACAGUGGCCGCUCGUGCACCGAAUCCAUGGACAUCUUCACCGAUCUGUGAGACCGAUGUUGGGGAAAGCAAAGCGAGCAUAUUUCGCAUUGCGUGCAGGGUGUCGUUCUGAAGAGUGUUACUUAUUAGUGGCGCCGUAGCAGACGGGUGGCGC